AUUGUUAUUAUGCGAAUCAAUGCCAGUUCCAAUGAUUCCAAUGAAGAAGCUGCUCAUUUCAGUAACGCCGUUGUACCAAACAAAUUAAUAUUUAAUAAUAAUACAUGCACUACAGCGCAAAAUUCUACAAGCUCCAAAGUGAAAACACUAAUCAAACGCUUGCACAAUUCCAGUGUUAGCAAACUAUACCGAAUGGCGUAUAAAAUAAAAGAGACUGCUACUGUAGGGUGUCAUAUGAGUGAUAGCGUCAACGCAUUGACACAGAGAUUGAAUGCAACGCAAGGCACUUGCUGGUGUCACCUACGAAAGGACGAAGUAAAGUGUGUGAACUGUCAAAGGGCUACAGCUGCCGCCGCGACCUCAACCACAAUGGCGACAAUGACGACGAUGACCACCAGAGUCGCGGCUGGUAGCGCCGAAAGCGCUAUUGAAAGUGAUAUAGAAGAUGAUGAUUGUUCUGAUUCUAAUUGUGAUUCCGAUUCGACUGAGUUCGAUAAUGAUGAAGCGGUUGAUGGUGAUGUUAGUAAAACAGUUACGGAAAAUGUAUUAGUCGAUGACGAAGUGACAACGGUUUUGAAUGGUGCUAAAUUUAGUCAAAUAAUGAAUAAGUUUCAAAGUAAUCGUAAUAAUACUGCUAGUGAUUCUAAUAAAUGCAAAACAGCAUUUGCAAAUGCUAAUGUUAAUAAGCAUAAUGGGAAAACUGUUUAUAAUAAUGAGAAACGUAAUAGUAAUAGUAAGAAUAUAGUGUUUAGUGAACGUAGUCCAAAACUCGCAACUGUAAAUUUAAGCCAAAAUAUUAGUAGUAGUACUAGUAGUAGUAAUUUAAUUGAAUGUAGUGAACAAACAAAAACUAACGUGAAUGGUACAAAUACAAAUUCGACAUUAACGGAUGAAGCGAAACACAGUGAUGCUGAGUGCCGCGCUCAAAGUGACAUUCUUUCCAAAGCGCGUGCGCAACUUCUCGUCUUCUGGUUGGCAUUUGUCGCUUUUUGUGAUGCAGUUACAAUUAAACAUGAUGAUCCGCGUCUCAAAGAUGCACGGCAACGUCAAACAUCUCAGCAGAAAACAAGUGAGGAGCAACAGACGAAAUCGAAAGAUUCACAAACGUUGCCUGAAAAUACAGAUGCUACUUCGAAACCAAAGCCGUCUCGUCAUUUAAAGCUGCUGACCAAUCGUAAAUUGAUCUUUCUGUUUAUUGUCUGCGUGUUUUUCUCCUGCCUCAAUCGCAUUGAAGGCCGUCCGAAUAGUUUGCCACAACAAAAUGUGAUUACAGAUGGUGCCCCCGUCACUUUACCGACCCCGGCGGCUGUUGUCGCUGCAACAACGACAAAAACUGCUGGACAGGGCGAAAGCGGUGCAACAACUGCGCGUUUGACGGUCGGCGCUGGCGACAGUGAUGGCAAUAAAAUUGCACUUCAAACAAACGCUUUAGCACCAGAGCCUACACCUAGUGAUAAACCAAAGGAAGUCGAUACACAUAGACCACCGAUAAUGAUAUCAGCACAUGACGAUGAUGAUCCAUAUGCGCACAGACCGGAUCGGUAUCCACUCUCGCAGGUUGAUUUUGAUCGCGUGAAAACGCCAUUUAUAAUCGGCAUUUGGAUACUGUCAGCGAGUAUAGCGAAAAUUGGUUUUCACAUGACACCGAAAUUGCAUCUCAUCUUCCCCGAGUCCUGUUUGCUGAUCGUUGUUGGUGUUAUUAUUGGUUUUGUGCUGUAUUUCUGUACGGAUGUCGCCGUCUCACCGCUUACACCCAAUACAUUCUUCUUCUAUAUGCUGCCGCCGAUUAUCUUGGAUGCUGGCUACUUUAUGCCGAAUCGUUUAUUCUUCGACAAUUUGGGCACAAUCCUACUGAUGGCUGGCAUCGGUACUGUCUUCAAUACUGCAACCAUUGGUCUCUCACUUUGGGGAUGCGGUCUAACCGGUCUCUUUGGACCCGAAGUUCCACGGUUUUUGGAUACCUUUCUCUUUGCUGCUCUUAUAUCUGCUGUUGAUCCUGUCGCCGUUUUGGCAGUCUUCGAAGAGAUCCAUGUUAACGAGGUGCUGUAUAUAGUGGUGUUUGGCGAAUCGUUGUUGAACGAUGCUGUGACAGUCGUAAUGUAUCAUAUGAUGGAAGUAUACAACGAAAUCGGCAUAUCAAAUAUAAUAGCUCAAGAUAUAGCGAGUGGUGUAGGUUCAUUCUUUGUGGUUGCCAUUGGCGGUACAGUUAUUGGCAUCAUUUGGGGCUUCCUUACUGGUUUGGUGACGCGUUUUACCGAUCAUGUGCGCGUCAUUGAACCAAUAUUCAUUUUCGUAAUGGCAUAUUUGGCAUAUCUCAAUGCGGAAAUAUUCCACAUGAGCGGUAUUUUAGCUAUUACCUUCUGUGGCAUCACAAUGAAAAACUAUGUUGAAGCGAAUAUUUCACAAAAAUCACAUACAACCAUCAAAUACGCACUCAAAAUGUUAUCCAGUUCAUCGGAAACAAUCAUAUUCAUGUUCCUUGGUGUAGCAACAGUCAACAAUAAUCACGUGUGGAAUACUGCCUUUGUGCUGUUGACUAUCACAUUUUGUUCGGUGUAUCGUGUGUUCGGCGUUGUGAUAUUAUCGGCGUUAGCGAAUCGUUUCCGUUUGCACAAGUUGUCACGUGUCGAUCAGUUUGUCAUGUCGUAUGGCGGUUUGCGUGGUGCGGUCGCCUUCGCAUUGGUGCUGCUGGUUGAUGAGCGUAUUGUCAAGCAGAAGGAUAUGUAUGUGACAACCACAAUAGCGGUGAUUUAUUUUACGGUUUUCCUGCAAGGCAUCACGAUAAAGCCACUGGUGAAGAUGUUGAAUGUGAAAAGAGCAAGUAAGCGAAAGCCAACUAUGAAUGAACGCAUACACGAACGGUUUAUGGACCAUUUAAUGGCUGGAAUUGAAGAUAUUAUCGGCAAGACUGGCAAUUAUAAUGUGCGCGAUAAAUUUAAGCGUUUUGAUAACCGCUUCAUCCGACCACUGGUGAUCAGAGAUUUGAAGGGCGCUGAACCGAAAAUCAUUGAAACAUACUCAAAACUCACGAUGCGUGAUGCAAUGGAGGUGAUGCGUCGUAAUCCAUCUACAAUCGGACAAAUUACGGCCACCGAAUCGAUGAGUGCUCUAUUCAGAAAUUACACCAGUAAUUGUAUUGGUGGAAGGUGGGCACCGCCAACUAUUUACACAACAUGUCCAAGCCUUACAAAUCUGGAUAAUAGUUGCUCACGCAAUCUCGAUAUGCACGAGUUGGACUAUAAUCCAUCGAAGAAGGAUCUUACAGAUGCAAAAAUACAUCAUCUGCUUGCCGAGGAGCUGAAACCAUAUAGAAGGCACCGCCGCCUUAGUUAUAGCCGACACGCAGUAGACGACAGAGAUUUGUCUACGCAGGUAAAUUACAAAAUGCAAAUGAACUUCCGACGUAUGUUCAACGAUCGGAAACAUCACAAGCGCAGCAAACGUGGCGCUAGUAAGCAACCAGAGGGUGUUAAACAGAAUCACGUCUCUUUUCACGACUUCCAACAGAAUGGCACAACGAAACAAUUUACGCAUGGUACGAACAAAACGAAACAACAAUUUCGCAAAAUUCUAAUCAGAAAACAUAAUCACAAUUCACUUAACAAAUAUCGUAGAUUAGAAAUAGAUUAUAUUAACGAUGUUCUUAAUGAAUCAGGAGAAGAUAAUCUGAGUAAACUGAACGAGGUGACAGUUGUGAGCGGCGACGAUUGGGAUGACGGUUUAACAUUCACAGCAAAGUCUUCGCCGGAUUCGGAUCUAGCCAAUAAUAAUUCACUUAUAGCGCACAUACAGAACUUACCCGGUUUCGAUGCAUCGAAGGCGCGCAUUGUACAGCAUUAUUCGACAUCGAAGAGUGAGAAUGGCAGCCCUGAGAAAUUGCUAACACCCGACAUGGGGCCGACAGCGGCCGAAUCAAGUUUGCCUUGGCGGCGGGAUCGUUCCUACCAGUGCAUUGUUGCUGAGAAUCCUAUACCCGAGGAGGAUCACAAUAUCUCACGUGAUUCGGAUGGUGAGCGGCGUGUAGCAACACCUACUGCUACAGAAUCGCAGUUACCGUGGAAACGGCAGGGUGACGAACUGUCCGACGCAGUACAGCAGAACGAAUUCCCCGCUUGGGCUUCGAAUAAGGAGUAUCUGGCUUAUAAUUCCCCUAGCGCUACAUUUUUGGGUGGUAUAAACAAACCUAAACAGCCCAAGUCUGUCAUAGGUUUAUUCCGGCGUGAGAGUUGCGGUUCGAGGGGUGGCAGCAGUCUCGGUGAUCCGACAGAUGGCGCCGGUUCAGCACGUGGCUCAGAUCCCACAUUGGCAAGCGCACUCAUUAGCGGGCUACCCAUGAUGCCGUUAAUACAGCCGCCGCAUGCGAAUCCACGCCUCGAUAAACGCUCACAAUCGAUUUCCGUGGCCACAUCCGGCGGCCAUAGUGGCAUCGGUAUUAAUAUAGGCGAUAUAGCGCAUUCGGGUCCCUUCCCGGUUACGGCCAGCCAUCGGCGUAAUGUGCGGCGUGGCUCAAUGUUGGAGUUAAGUGGAGACACUAUCCCCGAGGAGACUUACCAGCACGGUCAUUCGAAGUCCUUGUGCGAACCGACCGGCGAAGAUUGGGACAGCACCGCUUUGGCCACACGCGAACGUACCAUAAGCGGCAGCAGCAACAGCACCGGCCGUGAGCCACUACUACCCAAAUUAACGCCACGCGCACAAAUACGCCGCAUGGGCGGCAGCAGUGGUAUUGGUGGUGGCGGUGGUCCUAUUAGCGCACUCGGCAACUUACGUAAUCAAGUGACAACGGCGCUACUCUCCACCUCGAAUUCGGAAUAUGAUGAUGAUGAGGAUGAAGAUAUUGAUUUGUAUGACGAUGAGAAUAUUGUUGUAACCACAAUGACCAGCGGCGGCGGCGGUGGUGGUGGUAUUGGCACACUCAAUCGUAGCGGUAGCAGUGGAAGUGGCGGUGGCAAUGGUAGUAGCGGUGGCAGUAGUAGCAGCAACAAUACAACAACCACAAUACGGUUGACACGCAACAAUGAUGAGAGUAUCAUUUGAGAUCGUCGACAAAGGCAACUGCUGCAGCGGCGACUUUUUGGCGAAGGCGGCGGCGCUAAGCACCAACAGCAGCGACGCUUAAGCCGUUGGACUUUCAAGUAUGAAAUGUUACAAUGAAUAUAUGUAUGUACUAGUAUUUAAAUUGUGGGUGGGUAGGUCUAAAGUUGCGUAAAUGCAAUGAAAUAAUAGUUGCCAAUAAUGCCUGUUACUCGAAGGGAAAACUACUUGCUGUAUGCAUUAGGGGUUAUGGAAGUUAGUAUAAGUUUUGAAAAGUGUAUGGUUUAUAUAGAUUAAUUGUCACACAAUGCGCUUAAGCUAGUGAUGCUAGAUUAAGUUAAACAGUUUUAUUUUUUUAUUGAUUUAAAAAUGUUGAAAAUAAUUUUUUUUUUUUGUUUUUUUAUCGCAUAUAAAAAUAAUAUAUUUUGUUAUUUUUACUCGCCUUAUGUUUUCACCAUUAUGCUCAAAUAUUUGUUAUAUAUAUAAUAUUUAAUACUUAUACCCUAAACAGGGUAUAUUAAGUUUAUCACAAAGUUUGUAACACCCAGAAGGAAGCGUCGGAGGCCCUAUAAAGUAUAUAUAUAAAUGAUCAGUAUGUUGAGCUGAGUCGAUUUAGCCAUGUCCGUCCGUCCGUUUGUCUGUAUAUAUACGAACUAGUCCUUCAGUUUUUAAGAUAUCGUUUUGAAAUUUUGCAGCUGUUAUUUUCUCUUCAAGCUGCUCAUUUGUCGGAACUGCCGAUAUCGGACCACUAUUUCAUAUAGCUGUCAUACAAACUGAACGAUCGAAAUCAAUGGCUUGUAUGGAAAACUUCCGCAUUUUACUACACAUCUUCAAGAAAUUUGGUGUGAGUUAUUGUUUAUAGAAAUAAUUUAAUCUCCGAAAAAAUUGUUCAGAUCGGUUCACUAUAGCAUAUAGCUGCCAUACAAACCGUACGAUCGGAAUCAAGGGCUUGUAUGGAAAAUUUUCACAUUUGACGUGGUAUCUUCACGAAAUUUGACAUGGAUUACUAAGGUAAUAAUUUAAUCUCCGAAGAAAUUGUUCAGAUCGGUUAACUAUAUAACCUUAAUGUAUCUAGCAAACAACCCGGCUAAAAAGAAUUAGUAAAAUGUUUUCUUUUUUUUUUAUUUACUUUUUCUUACGUCUUUAGAUUUGCUUAAACACAUAGUUACUAAAAGAAAUGCACCUGUGAAGGGUAUAUUAGCUUCGGUACAGCCGAAGUUAACGUUUUUUCUUGUUUUUGAAUAUUAUUAAAUUUUAAAAAUCAAUGGUCAGUUCACAUUUGGUUCCGAACCAGUCUUAGUCAUCUGUUAAUUUUUUAUUAUUCCCGUUCAUUUCAUUUGAAACUUCGUAUAUCGAAAAUUAAAAAAAAAUAAAAAUAAAAAAUAUUAAACGUGUUUAAAUGUAAAUGUAUGACUGCUAUAAAAAAAUCUAGAAAUAACCACCAAAACUAUAGAAAAACUGUAUGUACUAACAGCGCAAACUAAUUCACUUUAACUUUGUGCCGCACAUAAAAUUAUGCUUUUCUAGUUGAUAAAUAGACAGAAAAAAACGAAACGUCACCUAAUUAGCAACACUGGGCUGUGUUUGAAUAAAAUAAGUAACUACUACCUAUAAAAAUUGUGCUAAAUAGUUUCCAGAACCAAAAAGAAAUACAAAAACUUCUAGCAAUUCCAAAGUCAUAUUUUAAAGUCUAUACUCUAUACAUACAAACUCACUAUUUCUUUAUAAUUUUAAAUUUUUUUAUUUCAAUUAUUUUUUUAAUUUUUUUAUUUAAAUUUAAUUUUAUACUUUUCAUUUAUUUUUUUAGUAAAUUAGUUUUGAGGCUUUCAUUUUUUUAAUGUUUUUUUUUUCUAUAAAAUGUACAUACUUAGCGUACAAUAGUAAUGUUUUAGGAUACAAAUUUGGUUUUAACUAAGAACAUGUCAAGCGUUUUAUAUGUAAGUGACCAUGUAAAAAUAAUAUGUAUAAAAGAAGCUAAGCAGUAAUAUGAAAAUGCCAUAGAAAUGAGUAUCCUAACGAUAAACUUGUAAAUGUGUGUAAAAUAUAUAUAGUAUAUAUUUAGUAUAGUGCGUAGUUGAAAAUGUAUUGAAAUGCGUGUCGAUAAGACAAUUACGGCGACGUCGUGUAUGAUUGGGGUUUUAAUAAUUUUUAUAACAUUUUAACAGUUGAACCUUAUGCUAGUAAUAAUUAAGAAACAACAACAAAAAUAUGAAAUUAAAUUACUUAAAAAAAUACAUUCUCAAAAUUUCAUAAACAAAAUUCGAAGAAUUGUUAUAAAGAGGAGAAUAAUUUGAACUUUGGAAAAUUAAAAAAAAAACAAAAUUUUAAUAUAUAUUAGACAUGUUAACUGUGCAUGUAACUGUACAUAAAUUAUAAACUAUGCUACUUAAUUUGACAAAUAUUUGUACUUAAUUUUGAAAAAUUAAAAUAAAAUAAUUUGAUUUCUGAAAGAGCUUAAUUUUGUGAAAAACCAAAAACUGUCGAAAAUUCGAAAUUUCUUUCGAAAAUUAUUAAUUUCAAGAAAUUAUAUUUAACAAUAUAUGUAUGUAUGUAUGUACAAAAAUUGAGCAAACUGUACUUUAAAAAAUAAAGUUAUUUUAAGGUUAUUUAUUUGUUGUUAAAACGUGCGUUCUUCCUGACCAAACAGCAUACGUAAAGUGUGAAACGUACUUAACAGAGUAGUGUUCUACAUUUCGAAAACAGUUUUCAAAAUGUUUUAAAUAUUUGUUUCAAUAAAAAAUAGUUUAAAACAAAAGCAACAAAGCAUAAAAAAAUAAUAAAUUUAAAAUCACAAUAUUAUUAUUUAGUGUGCUAUUUAACGAUAACGGUAUUUAUUAUUUUUUACGAAAUCAAAAAUAUAUAAAUUCAGCUUAUUAAAACCAAUUCUUUAUGCAUACAUCAAGACAAGUAAUUUGUUUUUUUUUUACAAUUUUUGUACAAUUUUGUUUUUGUUUUUCAUUUACAAUUUUUAGAGACAAUAACUGUAUAAACGAAGAAAGUAUUUGAAACAUCAAUUAUUAAGUAUAUACAAAUAUGAAAUAACUGAUUUCAUAAUAAGCGUUGUCAAAGUUCAUUGAAAUACUACAUAUAUGUAAUAAUCAGCGAAAAUUAUAACUAAAACAACAAAAUUGUGUGCAAAAUACCAGAGUUAAUUAAAUAAUUUGAAAUUACCAAAAUAGGCUUUUAAUUAGUACUAAAAAAAAGAGAAUUUUAAUUAGCGCUAAAUUUAAGAAAACAAAAAAAAAAAAAAUAUAUAUAUAUAUACAUACAUAUAUAUACUAUAGUAUCGCUAACGCAUACACGCAUACUUUUUGCCACACAUGUACUAAAAUACAUAAAUGAUAGAUUGAGCAAAAAAAUAAAAAAUAAAAAAUAAAAAUAUUAGACGAAAUUUCGAAAUUGGCACAACUUUCAACUCAACGCCUUACUUAUGUUAUAUUCAUACAUACUUACGAGUACAUACAAUUAUCCAUACAUGUAAGUUCAAUAAAUUAGCAGUAGUUAAUCGAAAAGAAUUGCAUCCACUGCACGCAUGCAUACUACAUUGCAUAAUAUGAAAGAAAGAAAGAAAGUAAAAACAAAAAAACUAACUAAUUUGUAUGUAUAUAACUUUGUGAAAACGGUUGCGAAAUAUAGUAAAGUAUGUACGUGUAUGAACUGUAGUAUUCAUGAGAACCUAAUCAUAAUAACUUCGUAAGAACUUUCAUUGAAAUCAAUAAAAAGCUUUACAACAAAUA
Messenger RNA from Zeugodacus cucurbitae (melon fly), 8771 nucleotides. RefSeq names its product sodium/hydrogen exchanger 3 (gene Nhe2). Bases 10 to 5037 code for a protein of 1675 amino acids. Gene Ontology annotation, biological process: sodium ion transport; proton transmembrane transport; regulation of pH. The record is from RefSeq and is a predicted model, not a curated record. Gene Ontology annotation, cellular component: membrane. Gene Ontology annotation, molecular function: sodium:proton antiporter activity. Lineage: Eukaryota; Metazoa; Arthropoda; Insecta; Diptera; Tephritidae. The transcript is spliced from 19 exons.